AGAGACACUUUUCCUUUACAAAAAAACAAACUAAUCCACGCUUUCCACCACUUACCAUAUCCAACUCCAGACACAGAUAUUUAUCCGACUCUCUCUCUCUUGUUAUUUUGAGAAUUUUUUUUUCUUUCCUGGAGAUAGAGAGAAAGCCCGACGACGUUUUGUACGGUGACAUCGAUGGCGGUCGCUGACCGGCAAAAGCCUCACAGCGAUAAGAAACUGUUUAGUCUCUGUCCUUUUUGGCAGAGCGGAACAACAAAUUCGUCUUCUUCUUCUACACAGAAUCUUAACCAUACUCACAACGGCAACAGCAGUAACCGGCACCUGGAGGUUAAGAAUAGCUCUAAAUCUCCAUCAUCUUCAAGAACUGUGUCUUCUAUUGCCAGAUCUCUUCUCCCUGCUCGGCGUAGACUCCGCCUCGACCCUGCCAAUUACCUCUACUUUCCGUAUGAACCAGGAAAACAGGCGAGGAGUGCUAUCAGGUUAAAAAACACUAGCAGGUCUCAUGUAGCUUUCAAGUUUCAAACAACGGCACCAAAGAGCUGUUUCAUGCGUCCUCCGGGCGGCAUCCUUGCUCCAGGAGAGAGCCUUAUUGCAACUGUGUUCAAGUUUGUGGAGCAGCCAGAGAACAAUGAUAAAGUAAUAGACCAGAAGAGCAAGGUCAAGUUUAAGAUCAUGAGCUUGAAAGUGAAAGGAGGAAUAGAAUAUGCACCUGAGUUGUUUGAUGAACAGAAGGAUCAAGUAACAGUUGAGAGAAUAUUGCGGGUUGUAUUUUUGGAUGUGGAGCAUCCUAGUCCUGCAUUGGAAAAACUGAAGCGUCAGUUGGCUGAAGCUGAUGCUGCUGUUGAAGUUCGUAAGAAACCUCCACCUGACACUGGGCCUCGUGUUGUUGGGGAAGGUCUUGUAAUAGAUGAAUGGAAAGAGCGGAGAGAAAAGUACCUGGCCCGACAAAAGGUUGAAGCAAUAGACUCAGCAUGAAGUGGGGUUUGGUUUUGCUGUAACUGCCUCGGGCAGGUUAAAAUUUUAAGAUGAAACUUGGUUCGUGGAUUUCUAGUUAUUGGAGGUGGAGAAUGGGGGAGAUACUGUCUUGCCAAUAUUUGUGAUGAACAGUAUGGGUCAGAGUGGAAGAUUUAGGGUUUACCCCUACUUGUAGAUAAUGGAUUUUGUUUGAAGGAGAAUAAAUCAAUAAGGUCAGCUCUAUCUUUGUAUAUUUUAGGAAUGGGGUGCUCGGUUUUGUAUGAGUUUUUUUAGCCUUGUGCAUUGAAAAUUAUGCUUGACCAAUGAUAUAGCUCCUGGGUUUUUUUGGUGACA
Manihot esculenta (cassava) is the source of this 1308-nucleotide messenger RNA. Its product is annotated as vesicle-associated protein 4-1. The transcript has 7 exons. Gene Ontology annotation, cellular component: endoplasmic reticulum membrane; plasma membrane. The record is from RefSeq and is a predicted model, not a curated record. NCBI's taxonomy places the organism in Eukaryota, Viridiplantae, Streptophyta, Magnoliopsida, Malpighiales, Euphorbiaceae. Bases 175 to 975 code for a protein of 266 amino acids. Gene Ontology annotation, biological process: endoplasmic reticulum membrane organization.